Messenger RNA from Haemonchus placei, 1620 nucleotides. NCBI's taxonomy places the organism in Eukaryota, Metazoa, Nematoda, Chromadorea, Rhabditida, Trichostrongylidae. The record is from the annotation of a GenBank genome assembly.
UUAGGGCUUCAAGUAAAGCUAUCUUUUCAGAAGUUUCCGUCACGUGGUGCUCUACUAUGGCAUGUCAUGGAGAAGCAUUCAAACGAGAAGCUGCUACGAUGCAGUCAAUGCGGCAUACGCUUCGGGGAUCGGGACCAGGUCUGUCAAGGUUACAGCACGUUGCCAGCUCUACCAUUUCAAUCCCUUUUCAGAUUCGCGAACAUGACUGCUCAUCGGCCCUUCCUCGAGCUUCCUCAGCGGGUUGUAGCCGAUCGUCCACUGCUGCUUCUAUGGAGACAGUUUCGAAUAGAGCCUCUAGAGGGAGCUUUUGUCAAAAAACGAAUAAUUUCAGUCUUCAUGCGACCACCGUUCGAGCCGCGCCCGGACAUAUUCGGUCAACGACCCGAUGUAGGCACGGAAGAUGAUUGGGAAGCACUUAUGGAGAUCUCAACAAGUGAUGAAGCCGAGAAGAUCCGAGCCCUGGUUGGGGACAAGGCUAUGCCAACAACUGAUCCCAACCAGUGCAUCCUGUGCAGAAGAGUGCUCUCGUGCAAAAGCGCCCUGCAAAUGCACUAUCGCACCCAUACCGGUGAACGUCCGUUUAAAUGCAAAAUUUGUCAGCGAGCUUUUACGACAAAAGGCAAUUUGAAGACACACAUGGGCGUGCAUCGAGCAAAGCAUUCAUUCCGUGGUGUCCCAAUCGGCAUGGGAGGACCGAUGGGUAGUCCAAUGGCUGCUCCGAUGACUGGACUCAAUGGAUUUCCACCUCCGUUACAACAAACGCAACAGUGCCCCAUCUGUCAGAAGAGACCGUUCCCGUCACCGUUUCCGCCGCUGUUUCCAUUUUUCAAUCCGGCAGCGCAGAAUGGCACACCUGCUCCGUUCAACCUUGCGCAGCUACUCGGAAAUCAGCUCGAUCAGAACACGGAUGGCUCGUCGAUGGGACGGUCAGUGGACUCGGAUGCGGAUGACCGCAAACCGCAGCAACCUCCCGAGACGUCCUCCCUAUCUUCUUCUGAGCAACCGGUAAGUUCUACCUGCCAAAGUCCCUCUGGUUUCCAUCCCAUUCUGAAGGCUCAAAUUUUUCAUACACCGAACUUGCCAGUAGAUAACCCAUUGGAGGCAAUGCAGAAGAUGUGGGCGGAGACAGAACCGCCUCCACCUCGACAGCUGCCAGUUUUGUCGAAACAUCAAUGUGCCGUCUGUUUCAAACAUUUUAGCUCCAGUUCAGCCCUACAAAUUCAUAUGAGGACCCAUACGGGUGACAAGCCGUUCAAAUGUGAAAUGUGUGGUCGGGCGUUCACUACAAGAGGAAACCUGAAGGUUCACAUGGGUACCCACAUGUGGCAGCAAAGUCCCAGUCGAAGAGGUCGCCGAAUAUUCGAUGCCACUUCGGCUGAAGAGGCAGGUCCCCGCCCAGGUUCGCUGCCUGGCGGUGCCACACUUCCCAUGCCUCCACCACUUGGUCUUUUCGGGCCGACCAACAUGGAGAUGAUGAUGAUGCUGUGGCGAACGGUAUGCUCUGUUUGUCAAAAGGUUUGUGCAUCGCCAAGCGAGUUGGAGCAGCAUCUCAAGGAUCAUCUGAACGGUUCACUCAGCCUUCGAGAGAACACUACUCCUCAAACGAUAUCUUCUGAUUAG